Amblyraja radiata (thorny skate) is the source of this 2738-nucleotide messenger RNA. RefSeq names its product oligodendrocyte myelin glycoprotein (gene omg). The coding region runs from base 405 to 1925 and encodes 506 amino acids. The record is from RefSeq and is a predicted model, not a curated record. The transcript is spliced from 2 exons. Gene Ontology annotation, biological process: neuron projection regeneration. NCBI's taxonomy places the organism in Eukaryota, Metazoa, Chordata, Chondrichthyes, Rajiformes, Rajidae. Gene Ontology annotation, molecular function: protein binding.
AACCUUAAACAGAGUGAAACUUAACAUUCCCAUUGCAUCAAAAAACACAACUACAUUUUUCAAUGCUGCAUUAACAGUGGCAAUGCAACAAACUGGCUGCCUGCCACUCGCCUAGUGCUACCGAAAUAAUAAAUUUAAUUUGUGUCAUACACAAUAUGGGGAGGUGUCUCAAAAAUGAGGUCAUAUUGUCAAUAAUACGUAAUUUAGAUUAAACUGCGAUCAGGGCACUGUGCUUACUCCAAAGAUCCCUGCGUCCUUUCGAAAUGGGUAUAAAUAGUUCAUCUGUGAGCAAGUGUCCAAGACUCAACAUCUGCAUCAAGAGCACUUGAGCAACAAGACGACUUGAACGGAACUGCUUUGAGAGAAUACGACUAUUGUUCAAUUAUCUCCUUUCUCGGACUACAAUGGAAUUUAGCAAGUUAACCAGAUGCUUCUUGGCUCUUUUAUCCAUCCUGUCUUCAGCCGCAGCCACCUGCCCUCUGGAGUGUUUGUGCUCCCACAAUGCAAGGCACAUAGAUUGCUCAGGCAGAAACUUAACAGCGCUUCCCAACAACAUCCAGACCAACAUAAUCUCCCUAAAUCUAUCCCAUAAUGACAUUGAGGACCUUGAUGACAGGCUGACCGAGUUCAUCAAUUUGAGAUUCCUUGACAUCUCUAACAACAACCUCAGUAAUAUGCCGGCGCUGCUGCCAUUGGCACUGUGGGAACUUGAUGCAUCAAAUAAUUACAUCAAAGCACUACAGAAGGAUGACACCGUCUCCCAGUGGAACCUUAUAAAACUGGACGUGUCCAACAACUUGAUUGAAAGGGCUUUUUUAAUUAACAACACGCUGAUUAACCUGAAGUCCCUCAAUUUCAGUGGAAACAAAAUUUGGACAGUCCCGACCAACAUGCCCUACAACUUGAGUACUUUAGAUUUGUCACACAACAACUUGCACAAUAUCCUCCCAGAUACUUUUCACCACAAAAGACUCUUGAAAUUGUAUUUGAACAACAACAGCUUACAAUUUAUUCCAAGUAGUACUGUUGAUCAGCUCACUGGUUUGGAGUUGAUUAGUCUGUAUGGAAAUAACUGGGUAUGCAACGACGGACAGAAUGUGCAUCUGUUGAGAUGGUUGCAAACCGUGCCGACAGUGCUUGGGUGUCCGUGCACUGCAGGAAACAAAAGUGGUCAAAGUGGAUGCAGCUCAGGUAUAAAUAAAGCAGCAAUCGUCAGCUCAACCUUUACAAGUUAUCAGUCCUUAAUUGGAACAACGACAAGUACCAGACACAAAGAGUCCAACGUGAGCACGCCGUACGCCUUAGCAAGCCAGAAUACUAAUAUUUCACCGCUUUCAGAUUCAGUUUCUUACUCUCGGUUGUAUUCAACAGCGUCAAGCUUCACUGGCGGUACUGCAUCACCUAUACCUACUCAGAAUAUCACCUUGCAAACAGCGAGCACCGAAAGUCCAAGUGAAUUGGUUAGUACUAUUGGCGAUAUAACAGAAAGACCUCCGUCAACUACCGUGCCCAUCACUGCGCCUGAAUUCACGUCCAACAGCACAGUUUUACCCAGGUCCACUGCAACUGCCAGCAUGUCAAGUGCAGCCAUGGACAACCAGACAAGCAGAUUAACAUCGGCGUCAACCUUUGACUCAACAUCCAUUGCAAGUCGCACGUCACCCACUUCUGCUGGAAUCUCAAUGGUCUCCAACCCAAGUGUUACCAAUGCAACCACUUCUCACGGUGCAGAAGGAAAUACUUCAAGUCCAUUUCAGGUUGUUACUUCCAGUCUGACCACAGGGCCAAUGGUUAAUGGAAUCACUGGAACAAAAAGCACUGUACACCAAAUUGUGACAACACCAAAACCAACUUCAAAAGCACACCAAGGUACGGGGAUAACCUGCUUCAUGGUUCUGUCCAUCAUGCUACUGCUGGUUGUUUAGUAAUUUAAACAAGGUAAACAACCAUGGCUGACAAUGCCAAUGAAAUCUUCGUUUAACAGGACAGAUAAUUUAAAAAUACUUUGUUACGGUAAUGAAACACUAAUGCCUCAAAUGAUGGCUCUCAUGGGUCAUAACGAACAAGUCUGAUCUCGGGUCAGUUUUGCUUUAACCCAGCUCAGGUUGAUCCUUUUGUCUUAUGACCCGAAGAGAAAAGAAUAAAACAAUGUUCACCCUGGGUUCCUUUAUCUCAAAGGCAGUUGCUCUCAGGCGUGCAAAGGUGAUUGCUCAACUUGGGCAGGAUCAGAUUCCGAUGUGAGCCCUCAACCCUAACCCUAAGAGCCUAGCACCUCUAAUGCGUUUAAAGUGUUUGAGGUAGAGGCUCACACAUGAAGAACAAGGUCCUGGAGUUGGUCAGCCCAACACUUCAGCUCGAUCACAAGAGAAAAGGGAACAGCCUAAAGAUACAGCUUCACUACAAAACAACGCACUAACUAUUUGCAGGAAGUACCCUGAUCAUCAAGUGAAUGAGGAACUAACGGAAUACUUUGUGCUUUGAAUAAUGUGUUAUAUUUCCCAGCACAAGUUCAUUAAUUCAGAAUUCCAACUUAACUCUUGGAAAUGGUUAAAUAAUCUUACUACUAAAACAGUUCAUAUCAACCGGAAAUGUUUAAUGGAUUCAGUUUCUAUUAUGCAUUUUUUUUAAACAGUUUUCUCCUUAUGUAGGUGGAUGCAUGCAACUGCUAAAUUAUUUUGUAAAUGCAAAUUAAUUGCAAUGUAAUUCACUUAAAAGCCAAAUAAAAUGUUUAAUCUUGC